GAGCCCUCGUUAAUGUGUGUGUGUUCUGCAAACAGACAGCUCAGUGUUGGAGUCGGUGAAGCAACGCUGGAAUCUGAUUAAUCACAGAGGGAAGGAGGGGAGGGCAAGACGGCGGGGCAGAACUUCCUGGUAGGUUAGUGAAUAACCCCGAGGCGCGAGGGCUGCGUCCCAUUCCUUCCUUGUCGCCGUCAAGCAGAUCUUUCCCUCCCCAGCGAGAUGCACUACAAGGAGGUGGUGAGACGUUGGCACGAGGGGGUCGUUGCCGCCGAGGGGAAAGACUACGACGCGGCUCUGAGGAGCUUCACCGCCAUCGAGGAUCCGCCCUCCAGGAUUUGGUUUAACGUGGGGGGUAUUUACCUGCUCAGGGGGGAUUUGCCCCGGGCUUUGGAGGCGUAUGAUAAAUCGCUGGCCCAAGACCCCUGCCUGGCCGUGGGGUACUAUCAGCGGGGGUACCUACAGUUCAAGUUAGGGAGGUAUGAGAAGGCGCUGAGCGACUGCCACCUUGCCCUCUCCAACCUGAGGAACAACAGCUUCAUAGACUACAAACAGCUGGGGCUGCGCCACGUGCUCUUCUCCUGGGAGGCGCAGUACAACAUGGCCGCCGUCCUGUGUUCCCUGGGGAGAUGGGAGAGUGCGGAGGAGAAGCUGAAGGAAACCCUGCAAGGAGAUGGGAGAAAUGCCAAGCUGGACUGGGCUCUGGAUCAGGUGCAGAGGCGGAGCCUCCUCCAGCCAAUGAGUGUGCCCGAGGGGGAAUUUUUCAGGCCUCGCAAGCAGGAAGUGGAGCAGCUGAAUUCUGUGGACUUCCUGGGGAAACCUACAGUCAUUUCCUCCGUGGUACCCAAUGACCAGUACAGUGGGUUUGAGCCUCUACGCCCCCAGCAACCGGGAUUCUAUGAGCCGUGCCGGGAUGCCAUGCAAUGCCGGGAGGCCGGCUAUCACCGCGUCGUGGUGCAUUAUUACCCAGAGAAUUCCAAUGAAGUGGCAGUGAAAGCCAACAGCGUCCUGUUUGUCCUCAACAAAGAUGGCGACUGGGCCACGGCUAUUCACGAUGGGCAGAAAAUUCUCAUCCCGACCAGCUUCCUGGAGCCGACAAACCCACCCAAAGCCGACAUAAAGAAAAUGAACAACGGAAUUCCGCUGCCGCCAAUGAAAACGCCUCCCACAAGACCCAACGUGAGGCCGGGGAUGGAGCCGCUCACAGGGGUGCAAGCAGGAGCGCCGGUGCCCCCUCAGCCAGCAGGAGGCGCAGCAGAGCCCUAUAAGAUAAAAGCGCUGCCGGUGGGGAUGGAGCCAAUAGUGGAAGUGGCGGUACCUGUGCAGCGAUCCGUUCCGACCCAUAAGGAAACGGUGAGCAGGAAAGGGGCUGGUGUGGGCCGGUGGGGUCCAUGUUGCCCCAGACGAGGCUUGUUGCCCAUUUAUAACAUCUUAUACUUGUUUCCUUGGCAGGGAAACGUUCCAUUGGGAAACGACGCCAGUUUGGUGGAGGAUGCGGGACGUACCAUUAUCAAACCAAAGGGGGAAUCCGCUCCAGAGCCGGGACCCUUCCCUACCAGACAGACAGGGCCGGAUAAUGGGCCAAUGGCAACGCCCGUGCCGACGGAUGAUGACAAGCUAGUCCUGAGCGUUCAUGCAGAGUUCACCGUAAAUAUGACGGUCAGCAAGGCCAUUACCUACCCUGAGCUGCAGGGGGCGCUGAGGGAGGAGCUAAGGAAACACGGGGAACAGAUGGCCAAUCACCUGAGCUACAGGGACCCAGAGAGCAGGGGGCUCACCCCCGUGACGGGCAGUAAGGAUUGGCAGGAGGUGCUGAAGCUUAGCCGAGCCAAUCAAGUGACGUUAUGCUGCAAGGAGACGACUCUCUGCGCGGGGAGACCGGUUCUGUAUCGGAUGAGAGCGCAGUACGACUACCUGGCGCAGGGGCCGGCCGACCUGUCCUUCCAGCAGGGGGACCUCAUCAGCAUUCUGUCAGAAGUGAAUGGGGAGUGGCUGGAGGGGCACUGCCACAGGGGCAUCGGCAUCUUCCCCAAGUGCUUCGCCCAGCGCGCCGAGGGCAUCUGACUCCGGCACCGGGAAUGCACACACGGGGGGCUCCCCCUCUUUAUUCUUCCCAACGCAAUUGCCCCGACCCGACCCGAUCUCUAAGGCUAAGGGCAAACGCAUGAAGAACGAGGAUUGGAUGCGACUCAGUAGCCAAUCAGAGGGACUCUUAUUAAACCUGAGACAGGAUUGUACUUUCUAUGAAUUGUGUAAAUUGUGUGUAUAUUUGUGUAUAAUGUUCUACGAAUAAACUGUAACCUGUGA
Xenopus tropicalis (tropical clawed frog) is the source of this 2301-nucleotide messenger RNA. It is a transcript of the gene noxa1, whose product is annotated as NADPH oxidase activator 1. NCBI's taxonomy places the organism in Eukaryota, Metazoa, Chordata, Amphibia, Anura, Pipidae. The coding region runs from base 217 to 2058 and encodes 613 amino acids. The record is from RefSeq and is a predicted model, not a curated record. Gene Ontology annotation, cellular component: cytoplasm. The transcript is spliced from 16 exons.